Temnothorax curvispinosus is the source of this 1665-nucleotide messenger RNA. Its product is annotated as Bloom syndrome protein homolog. The annotation marks the transcript as partial. The record is from RefSeq and is a predicted model, not a curated record. Gene Ontology annotation, cellular component: chromosome; nucleus; cytoplasm. Lineage: Eukaryota; Metazoa; Arthropoda; Insecta; Hymenoptera; Formicidae. Gene Ontology annotation, biological process: double-strand break repair via homologous recombination. Gene Ontology annotation, molecular function: nucleic acid binding; ATP binding; four-way junction helicase activity. The transcript has 7 exons.
AUGUGGGCGCAACAACAGUCCAAUGAAAUACGGAAAUCUUCAGUGGUAAAAAAAAAUACAUUUCAUGCGAUGCGUAAAAAGCCGACGAGUAUGGAACAAACGUUGCAAGAAAAUGUCAUCUUGGAUACGCCGGCGAGUCCAGGUAUUACCCGUGAAGGCGUUCAUGGAAAACAAACGAGCUUUCUCUCACUGACGCAACAGGUGGAACAAUUUCCAUGUUUAGAUGAAACGUGUAAUAUAAAUAUAACGAACAGUAUUUCAGCAAAAUGGUCAGAUAUGAGCCUGGCAGAACGCAAGAAGUGUAUGGAUGAAGCGAUAACGCCAACACGUGAAAAAGAUGACGAAAAAUAUGGUAAAUUUAUCGGCAUGUAUAAAAACGAUGGUGCCAGUGGGGAAUUUGACAGUUCAUCGUAUCCACAUUCGUUAGAAAUGUUCAAAAUAUUUCGACAGAAAUUUGGUUUGUCUACGUUCAGACCGACGCAGGUGCAAGCUAUGAAUGCAACACUUUUGGGAUUUGAUUGUUUCGUUUUAAUGCCAACCGGAGGUAGAAAAUCUCUUUGUUAUCACUUACCUGCCCUCGUGAGUCGCGGAGUAACGAUCGUCGUUUCGCCGUUAAAGAGUCUUAUUUUGGACCAAAUUCAAAAACUCCAUUCGCUCGAUAUUCCCGCAACUCAUUUCACCAGCUCUACAAAGGAUAAUCGAAAAAAAAUCAUAUAUAUGGAACUCAUCAAAGAACAUCCUGAUAUCAAAAUAUUAUACGUAACACCGGAGAAAAUUUUUGCGUCGCAAAACGUCUACAAUAUUCUGACCCGUUUAUACGAGAGAGACAUGUUGGCGAGAUUUGUUAUUGACGAAGCUUACUGUAUCAGUCAAUGGGGUCACAAUUUUAGGCCGGCGUAUAAAAAAUUGAACACACUCAGAGACCGUUAUCCCAAAGUGCCGAUAAUGGUUUUAACCGCGACAGCUGCUCCGCGCGUUAGAACGGAUAUUUUGCAUCACAUGGGUAUAACUGAGCCAAAGUGGUUCAUGUCGAGUUUCAAUAGGCCAAAUUUAAAAUACAGCGUACGCGCAAAGACGGGUAAAGCGUGUUAUGUUGGAAUUGCGACGUUGAUGCAGACGACGUUUCACAAUACUUGCAGCAUUGUUUACUGUUUGUCACGCAAGGAUUGCGACGAGUGUACCGAGUAUUUACAGAAACGCGGCAGUAAAGCGUCGAGUUAUCACGCAGGCGUCUCGGAUUAUGAAAGAACAAAUUGUCAAGAGAAAUGGUUUGCCAACGAGAUAUACGUUAUAUGUGCGACUAUAGCCUUCGGAAUGGGUAUCGAUAAACCAGACGUCCGCUUUGUGAUACAUGCAACUCUACCAAAGUCUUUGGAAAGAUAUUAUCAAGAAAAUGGUCGCGUUGGUCGUGACGGUGAGAAGGCGGAGUGUAUUUUAUAUUAUCGAUAUGCGGACAUGUAUAGAAUCAGAACAAUGAUCGAUUCCGAUACGUCAACGCAAGAAGUUCGCAGUACUUACGUAGCGAUGUUGUUAAAAAUGGUAGCAUUCUGUGAAAAUAUUACGAUGUGUCGUAGAACGUUACAGCUCGAAUAUUUUGGAGAAAUAUUUGACGAACAACGAUGUCUGGCAAACAAAGCAACUGCGUGUGAUACGUGCACGGACAAG